Molecule: messenger RNA, 3511 nt
Organism: Balaenoptera acutorostrata (minke whale)
Lineage: Eukaryota; Metazoa; Chordata; Mammalia; Artiodactyla; Balaenopteridae
Gene: AGAP3
Product: ArfGAP with GTPase domain, ankyrin repeat and PH domain 3
Exons: 18
Coding region: 341-3022 (893 amino acids)
Biological process (GO): proteasome-mediated ubiquitin-dependent protein catabolic process
Cellular component (GO): nucleus
Molecular function (GO): GTPase activator activity; GTPase activity; GTP binding
Source: RefSeq, a predicted model, not a curated record
UGCGUGUGCCGGAGCCGGCGGGGGCGGUGGUGCGUGCGCAUGACGCGGGGGGAGGGCCCGGGCCGCGCGCUCCCGGUCCCGUUGUUGUUGCCGCUGGAGGCUGCUCCCAGGCAGCGGGAUCGCGGCGCCGGGAAGCGCCCGGCAGCGGUGGCCACAGUGUGCGCGGCGGCGCCUCCCGGCCUCGGCCCCCGGCCCCCGGCCCCAUGCACUAGCCCCGCGCCGCCGGCUCCGUAGUCCCGGCCCCGCCAGCCCCGCGAGCCCGCCCGCCCGCCGCCGCCGCCGCCGCCGCGCCGCCCAGGGACCCGGCCGGGCCCGCCUCGGGCCCCGCGGCUCCGGAGCCAUGAACUUCCAGGCGGGCGGGGGGCAGAGCCCGCAGCAGCAGCCGAGCCUGGCGGCGCCGGGGGGCGGCGGCGGCGGCGGCGGCGCGGGGGGCGGCGGUCAGUUCGGCGGCGCAGGGCCGGGGGCCGGGGGCGGCGGCGGCCCCUCGCAGCAGCUGGCUGGCGGGCCUCCCCAGCAGUUCGCGCUCUCCAACUCGGCGGCCAUCCGGGCCGAGAUCCAGCGCUUCGAGUCCGUGCAUCCCAAUAUCUACGCCAUCUACGACCUGAUCGAGCGCAUCGAGGACCUGGCGCUGCAGAACCAGAUCCGGGAGCACGUCAUUUCCAUCGAGGACUCCUUUGUGAACAGCCAGGAGUGGACCCUGAGCCGUUCGGUGCCGGAGCUUAAAGUGGGCAUUGUGGGGAACCUGUCUAGUGGGAAGUCGGCCCUGGUGCACCGCUAUCUGACGGGGACCUAUGUUCAGGAGGAGUCCCCAGAAGGGGGUCGGUUUAAGAAGGAGAUUGUGGUGGAUGGCCAGAGUUACCUGCUGCUGAUCCGAGAUGAAGGAGGUCCCCCCGAGCUCCAGUUUGCUGCCUGGGUGGACGCCGUGGUGUUUGUGUUCAGCCUGGAGGAUGAAAUCAGCUUCCAGACGGUGUACAACUACUUCCUGCGGCUCUGCAGCUUCCGCAACGCCAGCGAGGUGCCCAUGGUGCUGGUGGGCACGCAGGACGCCAUCAGUGCCGCGAACCCGCGGGUCAUCGAUGACAGCAGGGCCCGCAAGCUGUCCACAGACUUGAAGCGCUGCACCUACUACGAGACGUGCGCCACCUACGGGCUCAACGUGGAGCGCGUCUUCCAGGACGUGGCCCAGAAGGUAGUGGCCUUGCGGAAGAAGCAGCAGCUGGCCAUCGGGCCCUGCAAGUCACUGCCCAACUCUCCCAGCCACUCGGCCGUGUCCGCCGCCUCCAUCCCGGCUGUGCAUAUCAACCAGGCCACGAAUGGCGGCAGCAGCGCUUUCAGCGACUACUCAUCCUCAGUCCCCUCCACCCCCAGCAUCAGCCAGCGGGAGCUGCGCAUCGAGACCAUCGCUGCCUCCUCCACCCCCACACCCAUCCGCAAGCAGUCCAAGCGGCGCUCCAACAUCUUCACGUCUCGAAAGGGCGCCGACCUGGACCGGGAGAAAAAAGCCGCCGAGUGCAAGGUGGACAGCAUCGGGAGUGGCCGGGCCAUCCCCAUUAAACAGGGCGUCCUGCUCAAGCGGAGUGGCAAGUCCCUGAACAAGGAAUGGAAGAAGAAGUACGUGACCCUGUGUGACAAUGGGCUGCUCACCUACCACCCCAGCCUGCACGAUUACAUGCAGAACAUCCACGGCAAGGAGAUUGACCUGCUGCGGACCACGGUCAAAGUGCCAGGGAAGCGCCUGCCCCGAGCCACGCCGGCCACGGCCCCUGGCACCAGCCCCCGGGCCAACGGGUUGGCCUUGGAGCGGAGUAGCGCACAGCUGGGUGGGGGAACAGGUGCCCCCCACUCGGCCAGCAGCCCAGCCUGGGCUGGCCCGCGCCCAGAGGGGCUGCACCAGCGCUCCUGCUCCGUUUCCAGCGCCGACCAGUGGAGUGAGGCCGCUGCCCUGCCCCCAGCCAGUGGCCCAGCUGAGGUGCUCAGUUCCAGCCCCAAGCUGGAGCCUCCCCCAUCUCCCCACUCCAACCGGAAGAAGCACCGGAGGAAAAAGAGCACCGGGACCCCCCGACCAGACGGCCCCGGCAGUGCUGCUGAAGAGGCCGAGGAGUCGUUCGAGUUUGUGGUGGUGUCCCUCACCGGGCAGACGUGGCACUUCGAGGCCUCGACGGCGGAGGAGCGGGAGCUGUGGGUGCAGAGUGUGCAGGCCCAGAUCCUCGCCAGCCUGCAGGGCUGCCGCAGCGCCAAGGACAAGACUCGACUGGGGAACCAGAAUGCGGCUCUGGCUGUGCAGGCCGUGCGCACCGUUCGUGGCAACAGCUUCUGUAUUGACUGCGAGGCCCCCAAUCCAGACUGGGCCAGCCUGAACCUGGGCGCCCUGAUGUGCAUCGAGUGCUCGGGGACCCACCGGCAUCUGGGGGCUCACCUGUCCCGGGUCCGCUCCCUCGACCUCGAUGACUGGCCACCUGAGCUGCUGGCCGUCAUGACCGCGAUGGGCAAUGCCCUGGCCAACAGUGUCUGGGAGGGGGCCCUGGAUGGCUACGCGAAGCCAGGGCCCGACGCCUGCAGAGAGGAGAAGGAGCGCUGGAUCCGGGCCAAGUACGAGCAGAAGCUCUUCCUGGCCCCGCUGCCCAGCUCGGAUGUACCGCUGGGCCAGCAGCUGCUCCGCGCGGUGGUGGAAGACGACCUGCGGCUGCUGGUGAUGCUUCUGGCCCACGGGUCCAAGGAGGAGGUGAACGAGACCUACGGGGACGGGGACGGGCGGACCGCCCUGCAUCUCUCCAGCGCCAUGGCCAACGUCGUCUUCACACAGCUGCUCAUCUGGUACGGGGUGGACGUGAGGAGCCGGGACGCCCGGGGCCUGACCCCGCUGGCCUAUGCUCGCCGGGCCGGCAGCCAGGAGUGUGCAGACAUCCUGAUCCAGCAUGGCUGCCCCGGGGAGGGCUGCAGCCUAGCCCCGACCCCCAGCAGAGAGCCUGCCAACGGCACCAGCGCCUCCGCUGAGCUGCACCGAAGCCCUAGUCUCCUGUGAGGCCCAGGAAGAGGGCAGAGGGGCCAGAAGGACUCCAGGGCAUGGGGACCCACCCCCCUACAGGCGCUGGGAGAAACAAAGACACAGAGACUGGGAAGCAGGGACGUGCAGAGAGGAAGGAGGAGAGGGAAACGGGAAGAGUCAAAGGGAAGAGCUAAAGGGGAGAGACAGAAGGAUGAGAGGAGACGCCGGGCUUGGAGCUGCAGCAGAGGGGUUGGAGGUGUCUGGCCCCUGCCCUCCGGUGCCACUGAAAAGGGACAGGACCCUUUGGAGGUACUGUGAGGAGAGGGGAGCAGGACCUCGCCCUCCUCCAGAGUCCUACCUUCUCGUGCCAGCCCCCUGUGAGCCUUCUCCUAAAACGGAGCCUGCGUGGGGCAGACGUUGGGGGGUGACCUGCGAGUCCCAUGUAAAUGUGUACAUUGGAAUAUUUAUGUUUGUGUACAUAUUUGGCGUGUGUGAGGUGCCAAUAAACCAGACUGUGUGUGUGGC